Nematolebias whitei (Rio pearlfish) is the source of this 2996-nucleotide messenger RNA. RefSeq names its product zinc finger and BTB domain containing 11 (gene zbtb11). Gene Ontology annotation, molecular function: RNA polymerase II cis-regulatory region sequence-specific DNA binding; protein binding; DNA-binding transcription factor activity, RNA polymerase II-specific. NCBI's taxonomy places the organism in Eukaryota, Metazoa, Chordata, Actinopteri, Cyprinodontiformes, Rivulidae. The transcript has 8 exons. The coding region runs from base 189 to 2996 and encodes 935 amino acids. Gene Ontology annotation, biological process: regulation of transcription by RNA polymerase II. The record is from RefSeq and is a predicted model, not a curated record. Gene Ontology annotation, cellular component: nucleus.
AUAAAACUCGACCGUUGCGAACUGCAGUUCCACCUUAAAAAACAAAUCGAAAUAUCACUUUGGCUUCUCUGUUUCGUAAUAAUCCGAACUUAAUCGCGAUAUAAAAUUCGCACUUUUGUUUUAAGAGUCGGAGAGAGCUCUCCUCUUCGCGGUAAGCGUGAAAAGUUUGCGGGUAGGGUAAAAAAAACAUGUCGUGCGAAGAAAGCUACUUGGCUAUCAUACGCUACCUGACGGAUGAACGGGAGCCGUACGCGCCGGGGACGCCCGGUAACACCAAGAGGAAAAUACGUAAAGCCGCUGCAUGCUACGUUGUCAGGAACGGGACGUUGUUGUACCAGCGUCGGCAGAAGGGCCAGAAUGAGUUCACGGAGCUGGAGGUGGUGCUGCAGGAUGGCAGGAGGAAGGAACUUAUCCAGCAGGCGCACAUCAAGGAAACCGGCGAGCACCUGAACCAGCAACUCACCUGGGAGGACAUCUCUCAGAGGUACUGGUGGAGAGGUAUCCUGAAGAACGUCAAAGACCACAUCAGAGAGUGCGCGCUCUGUCAGAGCAGACGCGUCGCCGACGAUGGCUCCGGAUCUCGACCGCUGUCCCGGCCAGGUCGGCGCAGGGCUGGCGUCAGCAUGAUCGAUGAAGAGUUUGAUGAGGAGGAGGAAGAUGAGGGAGAUGACGGUUUAUUUGCCACAGAUUUGUCCCCCCUGCAGAGAUCCAAGUUCUCCAAGGGCUCGACUAAGCAUGAAGUGGUAUUUGUGGACAGUAAGGGUGAGGUGAAUCAGUUCCUGCCCAGACACAGCCAGACCAUGUUGGACAAACUCAACCAGCAGCGUCUCAGCAACCAGUUCUGUGACAUCACGUUGUUCAUCGAAGGAGAGGAGUACCGUGCGCACAAAUCUGUCCUGGCUGCCUCCAGUGAAUACUUCAACGAGCUCUUCUUUGAGAAGGGAGCAGCUACGACCCAUGAAGCUGUAGUUGACCUUUCUGGUUUUGCCAAAGCCACCUUCCUCCCACUGCUCGAUUUUGCGUACACCUCUAUGCUUAAGUUUAAUUUCUGCAUCAUGGCCGAGAUCGCCAAUUUGGCCCGACACCUGCUGAUGACAGAAGUGCUGCAGAUUUGCGAGUCUGUGCAUAAACAGGUGGAGGAGCAGAAGCUGAUGGUGUAUCAGAGAAGCGAACCCCAAAUUGUUGUGUCAGCCCAAUCGGCUGAGCAGGAGAUCCCAGAAGGCUCGAUGGAGAAGCCCGAUGCCUACAUGGUGACCAUCCAAGAUGACGGUGGGACAGUGGUCACACACCUCCAAGAGGACGGUGGGACGGUGGUCACACACCAUGCUGUUGCUGUUUCAGGCGAGCCUUUAGCUUUCGUUGCUCAAACCAAAGAAGGGUACAUCCAGCAGCCGGUGGCAGUUCUAGCCCAGGCUGUGGAGGGAGAGGUGGUGCACGCUGUGGAGGCUGAGCAGAACGAGUCUGUGGCGCUGCUCGCUCACAGCGGGCAGGUUGAGGCCGGAGAGACUAUCACUCUUAUCUCAGGCUGUGCUGAAGGGAUGGAGGGCGACACAGUGACGGUGGUCACCCACAGCGGGCAGGCGGGGGCCAGUGAGUCCCUCUCUGUGGUGUCGGCCUGCUUGGCGAUAGAGCAGCCGCAGGUUGCUGAAGCUUUUGUUAUUGAUACAGCUUCAGACAAAGUCAGCCCCCCCGAGGUGAAGUUCAGAGAGACAAUACCCCAACACGGGGACACAAAAGUCCCAAAUGAAGAGCCUGCGCCUGCCCCCCCGAAACGCAAGCGAGGACGUCCAGCCAAGCUAAAGAAGGAGGUGGAGGAGCUUGUACAGCUGGAGGAGCAGCCCUUUGCAGAUGAGGACACUGUUGACAAGCAGGAGGCCAUGUCAGACGAUCCAAGCAAACGGCGCCUCCGGCAGCGCUCCAUGGCCGAGGGCAGCUACGCUCGUCUGCAUAUGGGGCUGGAAGAAGAGGAGGAGGGGAAAAGUGCAACUCCACCUCAACCCUCCACUCCCAAAGUACAAAAUCAGGUGGGCCCGAGGCAUGGGAAGAGAGGACGACCUCCUAAGAGACCAGCAGAGUUUAAAGAGGAGGAACAGUUGGUGUCUGACUCUGUAGCAGAGGCUGACAUUGUGGAGAACACAACAACAGAACAUCUCACCACCGAGGAGGCUGCGAAGAAACAAACUCCCCCAGAGAGCGCUGUGGAUGGAGAACACACGUGUUCUGAGUGUGGCGUGUCCUUCGAUAGACGCUACUCUCUCAUCAUGCACACACUAAAACACGAGAAAUCUCGUGGAUACAAGUGCAGUCUCUGCAGCAAGGAGUUCCAAUACGCUGCGUCGCUUCAAGCCCACCUGGCUCGACAUAGGCAGAAGAGCAGCCGGAGAGCUUCUAUCUCUAAAGUCUCUGCUGAACUCAGCUCGGACAGCAAAGCAGAAGACGACCCAGACUCGGCCUUGUCGCAGGUCAAAAGGGAGUUUGUGUGCGACAUCUGCGGGAAGGUUUUACCAAAGCUGUACUCGCUGAGGAUCCACAUGCUGAGCCACACCGGGGUGCGGCCUCACUCCUGCAAGGUGUGCGGAAAAACAUUCACCCAUAAACACAGCCUGAAGAUGCACCGCGCACUGCACGACAUCACCAAGCAGUUCCAGUGCAAGUUCUGUAAGAAGUCGUUUGUGAGCAAGAGGAGCAUGGAGGAGCACACCAGCCUGCACACGGGUGAAUCAAAGUAUCUCUGCAACACGUGUGGUGCCACCUUUUAUCGAGCCUCCGCUUUGAGCAAACACCUGAAGAAGCACCAACCCAAACCUGAAGUCCGCCCGUUCGCCUGUUCUCACUGUGAUAAGAGUUUCUAUGAAGCAAAGGAUCUCCAGCAGCACAUGAACAAACACAUGGGCCUGAAACCAUUCCAGUGCCAGGUGUGUGGGAAGUGCUACAGCUGGAAGAAGGACUGGUACUCCCAUGUCAAAUCCCACAGCGUGGCCGAGCCCUUCAAGUAA